UAUUUAUUGACAUCUCUCUCUAAGUUAGUAUUUAAAAAAAACACAUUACCCAACCGGAGUUUUAUCUGCCGCCAUAUUAACACGUUCUUCAGAAAUCUCAAACCGGAGACUCAAAAACAGAGGAAACAUGUCUCUUCACGGACGAUUCCCGGCGAGUCCGCCGGUUUCAUUAUCUCCGGCGUCUUCCUCAUCGCCGAGUUCUCACUCCCCGUCGUCUCCUGACCUGAAGCAACGAGUCAUCGCUUGCCUCAACAAGCUCGCUGACCGCGACACGUUAGCUCUCGCCGCGGCGGAGCUCGACUCCAUCGCCAGAAACCUAACUCACGACUCCUUUUCUUCUUUCCUCAGCUGCAUCCACACCACCGACUCCUCCUCUAAAUCUCCGGUGCGGAAACACUCUGUCGCCGUUUUAUCGCUCAUGUCUCGCCACCACGGCGAGUCUCUCUCUCCUCACCUCUCUAAGAUGGUCUCCACCAUCAUCCGCCGUCUCAGAGACCCCGACUCCUCCGUUCGCUCCGCCUGCGCCGCCGCUACCGCCGAUAUAUCCGCUCACGUCACGAGGCAACCGUUCGCCUCCGUCGCGAAACCGCUUAUCGAGACGCUGAUCCAGGAAGGCGACUCGAACGUGCAGACCGGAGCGGCGGUGUGUUUGGCGGCGUCGGUGGAAGCUGCGGCGGAUCCUGAGCCGGAGCAGUUGAGGAAGUCUCUUCCCAAGAUCGGGUAGUAUAUCACCGCGGGUGGCGCGGGAAGUAAACCGGUUUUGGAUUGGUUAGUUCCGGUUUUGAUAGACUUUCUGAGCAGUGAAGAUUGGGCGGCGAGGAAAUCCGCUGCGGAGGGGUUGAGUAGAGUCGCGGCGGCCGAGGAGGAGUUGGCGUGGGAAUACAAGAAAGAUUGCACGGCGGCUCUUGAAAGCAGAAGGUUUGAUAAGGUGAAGAGUGUGAGAGAGACUAUGAAUAGAGCAUUGAGUCAGUGGAAAGAAGUGGCCAAUGAUGUAGACGAAGCCUUGUUAUCUCCAUGUACAUCUUCCCUUGACGUUGGUGUCAAGUCUUCAAGACUAAAGAAGUCAACGCGUAUGAUCAAGAGGUCACCAUCUUUGCCUGUGAAUAGAUCAUAUGUAGCAAGUAGACAACAAAAGGAGAAUCUUCCAAGAAGGAACGUGACCGUGUCAGUAGCUUCUAGGGAGGAGGAGCAGGUGAAGUCAGGGGGACCAGAUAUAAUCAAACAUACAAUCUCUGAGAAGGGCCGGGAAGAUAAGAAAGUAGGUGGCUUUGAUUGUGGUUUGAGGUCUGGUUCUAGGGUGGCACCAUGCAGCGACGAUGGUGAUGAUUCUUGUGAUUCUCUUGUCAAGAAUGGUAAAGAUGGUGUUGAUGAGAGCAGGAAAGAUAGUGAGGAACUUUCUUUGAUACGCGAGCAGCUUGCUAUGAUUGAGAACCAGCAGUCCAGUCUUUUAGACCUACUUCAGAAAUUUAUGGGAAGCUCACAGAGUGGGAUCCAGUCUCUGGAGUCUCGUGUAAGCGGUCUAGAGAUGGCUUUGGAUGAAAUAUCAUGCGAUCUUGCGGUUUCAAACGGGAGAGUACCUAAGACUAGUAGCUGUGGAGGAGAGAGUUGUUCAAAACUACCUGGUGCAGAGUUCUUAAGUCACAAGUACUGGAGAAAAGCAGAGGAGAGACCAAUGCAAACCAGAAGCACAGCCAGUGAAACGGCUGCGCAUGAGAAUAGUUUUGACCAGGGGAUGCAAAAGAGAGGUUCUGUUUUUCAAAAGAGAUCAGCAAGAAACCAGUUUCAAGACUAUGUGCAUACAACGCUACAGAAACCAACAACCAGGGGAAGAGAGUGAUGCGGAGAUUGAGACGGAAGAAAAUGAUGGCGAGCCGGUUGAUGAUCUCACCCUAAUGAGGAGGGUGUAUGAUGCGCCCUUGAGUAGCGCACCGGACAAAACAGACAUGCAUGGCUUGAUCAUGGAAAGCAGUAAUGAUAUAUGUUCAUUGUUUGACUCAUAUCUUCCAACAAA
Molecule: messenger RNA, 2011 nt
Organism: Brassica oleracea var. oleracea
Lineage: Eukaryota; Viridiplantae; Streptophyta; Magnoliopsida; Brassicales; Brassicaceae
Product: microtubule-associated protein TORTIFOLIA1-like
Cellular component (GO): microtubule
Molecular function (GO): microtubule binding
Source: RefSeq, a predicted model, not a curated record